This is a messenger RNA of Elaeis guineensis (African oil palm), 1649 nucleotides long. Its product is annotated as 1-acyl-sn-glycerol-3-phosphate acyltransferase BAT2, chloroplastic. The record is from RefSeq and is a predicted model, not a curated record. NCBI's taxonomy places the organism in Eukaryota, Viridiplantae, Streptophyta, Magnoliopsida, Arecales, Arecaceae. Gene Ontology annotation, molecular function: 1-acylglycerol-3-phosphate O-acyltransferase activity. Gene Ontology annotation, biological process: phosphatidic acid biosynthetic process.
GGGUAGGCCCCGUAGUAUUUUGUUGUCGGCUUUUUUUGGUUUGGGAAGUCUUCUCCAGAGCAUCCGAGGCCUGCAAGGGAUCACGGACUCGUGGCCGUGCUCUAAAGGCCUCCUGAGUCCCCGUCGCCGGUGGCCGUUUUGUCUCUUUCUUCUUAUGGUUCGCGGCCUCUAAUCCUUUCGUCAUUAAUUCCUCUCUUUCUUUCCCCGAUACUUUGAUGGAAACCCUUCUACGGCUCAAACCCUACUUCCCUCUUCCCUUCGGCCACCUCCAUCCGCACCCUUCUUCAAGAAUCCGCCCCUCUUUCGCUGUGAUCGUUGCAAGUUGUCCGAGGAACCAAUCCAGCAAGAAGCUCAGAUUUCAAAGCACCAACAUCACAAUUCCUAUUAAGAAACAGGGUACUAUUCACAGAAAUGUCAUUGUGAGAUCGGAGGUCGCCGCUGCCGGCUCAACCGAUGAUUCGGCGUGCUCGAUGACAGAAUUCCAAUUGGGUUCGAGAAUCAGAGCAAUUUGCUUUUACUCUGUGACGGCCGCGGUUGCAAUCUUUCUUUUUGUGGGAAUGGUGCUAGUACACCCAUUCGUGCUUCUGUUUGAUCGGCAUCGUCGGAGAGCUCACCACUUGAUUGCUAAGCUAUGGGCGACCUUGACCAUUGCUCCAUUUUAUAAGUUUGAGUUUGAGGGGAUGGAAAACUUGCCUCCUCAGAACAUGCCAGUUGUGUAUGUCUCCAACCACCAGAGCUUCUUGGACAUUUACACUCUUUUCACACUUGGGAGGUGCUUCAAGUUCAUAAGCAAGAGAAGCAUUUUUCUAUUCCCAAUCAUUGGGUGGGCAAUGCUCCUUAUGGGUGUCGUUCCUUUGCGCCGGAUGGACAGCAGGAGUCAGUUGGAUUGCCUCAAACGUUGCAUGGAUUUGGUGAGGAAAGGUGCAUCUGUAUUUUUGUUUCCAGAGGGAACUCGGAGUAAGGAUGGAAAACUAGGUGCAUUCAAGAAAGGUGCAUUUAGUGUUGCUGCAAAGACUGGUGUGCAAGUUGUGCCAAUUACUCUUUUGGGAACCGGCAAGCUUAUGCCUGCAGGAAUGGAGGGUAUUCUGAAUCCUGGUUCAGUGAAAGUUAUUGUUCAUCGGCCUAUAGAAGGAAAUGAUGCAGGCAUGUUAUGCUGUGAAUCUAGGAAUGUCAUAGCUACUACACUUCUGGUUCAUGGCUAUGGAGUGCAUGGUAAUGCAUAGUUGACUUUUGUUCAGUUUAAGACUCCCACACUUCGGUCUUCAUUUUUUGGGGGAAGACUUAUCAGGAAGGGAAACCAACGGCAAAAUUUAAGCAACAGGGAGGAACAUGAUAGACCUGGAAAUUGGUGACUGGGAUAUAUGGGCAGGAAAGAGGACAACAGUUUCUGUGAAAUUGACUGAACAAUGCAAACUUUUUAUGUAUUUCAUGAGCUUCUGAUUGAUGUCCUCCUAAUUAUUCCGGCUUGAGACUUCCGCUGGGCAUGUACAGAUUUUAAAGCCUUGUUGCUCGAUUAUAGAAUAAUCAGUCCUGUAUCCUAGGCCUUCCCAUUUUUUCCUUGCAAAUUUUCAUACUAAAAUCUCCUCACUGGCAUGUAAGCAGUCUCUGUUGAAAUAAAUUGCUUUGCAGAAUUCUACUUUGGCUAUCAA